Molecule: messenger RNA, 1237 nt
Organism: Aspergillus ibericus CBS 121593
Lineage: Eukaryota; Fungi; Ascomycota; Eurotiomycetes; Eurotiales; Aspergillaceae
Product: WD40 repeat domain-containing protein
Exons: 6
Coding region: 128-1150 (340 amino acids)
Biological process (GO): spliceosomal snRNP assembly
Cellular component (GO): SMN complex
Molecular function (GO): protein binding; RNA binding
Source: RefSeq, a predicted model, not a curated record
GACGGUUCAGAGACAGUUUCUUUCAGUCUCAGGCGCACACCAGACCACUUAACGGCCGCUAAAAUCGAAUGCGAUUCUUCUCCCACUGCGUUUGACCUUUGUAUAUUAUCUAAAGUGAAGUUCAAAGAUGGCUUCAGAUAUUCCCAAAGUCGUGCCGUUGACCUGCCACGGACAUUCGCGUCCCGUGCCGCAUAUCAGUUUCUCAUCCACAGUAGAGGAUGACCAAUACUACCUCAUCUCAGCUUGCAAGGACAACAAUCCUAUGCUGCGCGAUGGCAUAACAGGUGACUGGAUCGGAACCUUCCUCGGCCAUAAGGGUGCAGUAUGGCAAGCGCGGCUUUCAACCGAUGCAAGCAUAGCGGCAACCGCUGCGGCGGAUUUCUCCGCAAAAGUCUGGGAUACCCACACCGGCGAAUGUCUACACACCCUUCAGCACGCGCACAUCUGCCGCGCAGUCGCAUUUCCGAUUCAGCCCUCCCCGCAGGUCGUCGCAACAGGCGGCUUCGAGAAGAAGCUCCGGAUCUUCGACCUCACCCGCAGCGGGGGCAGUAACAGCUCCUCGCCAACGAGUGCUACCCCCAGUGCCGACACUAUUCCCUCAGCAGUAACAAGCUACGAAAUUGGCCCUGGUGUUCACGGCGGAACCAUCAAAUCGAUUGUCUGGAACCAGGACUACAAUAUCCUCACGACUGCAGCCGAGGACCGCAAGAUUAGAUGGUGGGACCUUCGCUCACGUCACCCCGUUGUCGAGUACGCCGUUGAAGGUACGAUCGGAAGCUGUGAACUCAAUUCCCUCGCCGUAAGACCGAACGAUCCCGGCAUUCUUACCGUCGCGGCUGGAAAGUCUGUAUAUCUAUUCGACGGACUCAGUCCCGGUCGGCUCCUUAAGAAAAUGGAUUUCCGUUACGAGGUUGCCAGCGCAGCGGUGAACAAUGAGACGAGCAAGCUAGUCACAGGCAGUGCUGAUGAUACAUGGGCGAGAGUGUAUGAUGUCCGCACGGAUGAAGAGCUAGAGGUCCAAAAAGGCCACCACGGCCCAAUCUGGUCCGUCAGCUUCUCCCCCGAUGGCAAACUUUACGGCACAGGAAGCGAAGAUGGAACGAUCAAGUUGUGGAAAGCUUGCAGAGAGCCGUACGGUCUCUGGCGCUGAGGAUCGGAAAGGCUAUCUGCUCGUAAACAUACACUGGAACCUUUUUUUUUUUACAUCAACCAAGCAGGCCUAUCUAAUUAGGUACUG